Molecule: messenger RNA, 1666 nt
Organism: Drosophila sechellia
Lineage: Eukaryota; Metazoa; Arthropoda; Insecta; Diptera; Drosophilidae
Product: pyridoxal phosphate phosphatase PHOSPHO2
Exons: 2
Coding region: 189-1109 (306 amino acids)
Molecular function (GO): phosphatase activity
Source: RefSeq, a predicted model, not a curated record
UAACAAGCGGAUAAAAUCGCACGCACAACGGUGUUUGCGCCCAGGCGAACUGCCAUUUAGCAUCGUGGGCGGCGCGGACACACUAGUCCUCGCACCAAACUCGAACCCGAACUCGCUCUCCACGCGCUCUGAGCGCAUCCAUAGCCGGAGCAGGAGCGGAGCGGAGCGGAGUGGCAGCGGAGCACACGAUGUUCUCGAACCAGCAGCAGUCACCCGCCGCUGUGGCCGCGGCCGUGGCCAGCUGCAGGCUAAGGAAGCAGCAGCGCCGUCGGCUGGCGGCCUUCGACUUUGACCACACGAUCGUUUCCCAGAACACGGACACCGUGGUGCGCGACCUGCUGCCCACGGAGGUGACGAGCGCCAAGGUCAACGAGUUGGUGGAGAACGAUUGCUGGACGGAGUACAUGGCCGAGGUGUUUCGCCUGCUGCACGAGCAACAGGUGUCGGAGGCGCGCAUUAGGGACACCAUCCGUGGCAUACCCGAGGUGCCCGGUUUCGUGCGCCUGAUCAAGCACCUGGCCAAGCGACUGCACUACGACCUGAUCAUCAUCAGCGACUCGAACAGCGUCUUCAUCGACGAGUGGCUGCGGGCACACAACCUGGCCGAUUGCUUUGUGGCCAUCUUUACCAAUCCGGCGGAAUUCGUUGCCUCCGGACGGCUAAUGGUCCGCGCCCACCACCAGCAGUCGGACUGCAAGCUGAGCGCCAGCAAUCUGUGCAAGGGGCGAGUGCUGGAGCACUUUGUCAUCGAGCAGGACCUGCGGCGCAGCAUACGCUAUGACCACGUCUUCUACGUGGGCGACGGCAACAACGACAUCUGCCCCGUGCUGCGGCAGCGGGCGUGCGACUUUGCCUGCGCCCGCAAGGGUUUCGCCAUGGAGAAGCACUUGCUCCGCAAUCGCAGCAAGUUGAAGCUGCGCGCCCAGCUGCUGAUCUGGAAGAGCGGCUUCGAUCUGAUGGACCAGAUGCUGGCACUGCCGCAGCUGAAGACCCCCCAGCUGCAGGGCGAUGGGGAACAGACGGAUCAGGAUGCGGAUGCGGAUGGCAAAGUACCGGAGGUGGCACGUCGGGCGUCGGCAGUUGCCGGGCCGACCAAGUCGCCCAACUAAGGUGGCAUGUGCUCGCAUUUGGCGCCGGCACGGGUAAGUAGAACGGGUAAUCCUCGAGAGCGACGAUUGCCCAGCUGCAGGAUUGCCAUCGCAAAGGAAACUGUUUCUUUGGAGCACCACGGACAGUUCAUGGUAUCGAGAGGUCCGUUUCUUGUUCCUUGUUUUGGACUGUGCUGCGAUGGCAAUCAUGGGGUUCUACGAUGCCAGGAGUACUCGUGAGGGUCCCAAAUGCGUAACCAUCCAGUUGUUGCAUCAUGUGGUCUGGUCUGUUCUUUAAUUGAUCCGCUCGCCACUUCGUUGCACUGGCCGUGCCAAGUGGACUGGGUGGAUCUGUAUUUGUAUUUGUGUGCCGGGACUUUACCUGCGAAACAAUUUGUGGAAAUCCAAACAGUACAACUUCGGAGGUGUGCCCAGGACUCGAGGCGUCAAUUUGUGCUGCGGCUGUUAGUGUUUAUUCCAUGUGUCUAUAUUUAAACCUGUUGUAAUUGAAGCUAUUGCAAGCUGUAUAUGAGUGUCCAUAUUAUAUGCAUUUGAAUGUGUGUUUUGCCGUUACUGCA